GCGUAUUUUAGGCUGUAAUAAUCGUUCCGAUCGUUUGCGACGGAAAGGCCGCCCUAAAUUCCUCCUUUUUGGCAGUAUCGAUUCGGGUAGAAAUGAAAGCGAGGAAGACGAACUAGAACGCAGUCAGCGCAAGAACAAUUGCCGGAGUACCGCCGGAGAGUUUGCGAUGGCGAGUUUCUGGAGAGCAGUUAUGGGAUCAUCGACGGAGCCGGAUGCCCUAACCGACGGGGUGGAGUUCUGGUCGAAUCCGGAGCGCGGGGGGUGGCUCACGAAGCAGGGCGAGUACAUCAAGACAUGGAGGCGGCGUUGGUUCGUUCUGAAGCAGGGGAAGCUCUUCUGGUUCAAGGAUCCUGUUGUCAACCGUUCAUCGGUCCCCCGUGGCGUCAUCCCCGUGGCCUCAUGCCUUACCGUCAAAGGCGCCGAAGAUGUCAUCAAUCGGCAAUUUGCGUUUGAGCUCUCGACCCAUCGGGAGACGAUGUAUUUCAUUGCUGAUUCGGAGAAGGAGAAGGAGGAGUGGAUUAAUUCUAUCGGCCGGUCCAUAGUCCAACACUCCCGCUCCAUCACCGACCGUGAAGUCGUUGAUUAUGAUAGCGCUCGGGCGGCCGAAGCAUCCAGACAGUAGAUCUGAUCCUGUUGAGGAUGAAUCAAUCCCUUUGUUUUGGUACUAGAAUGUUGUUCGACUCCCUUGGCUUGGUGAUGCCAACAUAGUGUUUAUAUAAUAUUGAAGGUUCCUGGAGAGAAGGCUUCCAAGAUAGGAAAAUGGUGAAGGGCUGAUAAAAUUGCUUAUAAAAUUGAAGGAACAGAAUACUGAGAGAGACUUCCUGUAGUAAAAAGAUGAACAAAGAAUUUCAUAGCCUUACUCUGGGCAGUUGUGAAAAGCUUUAUGGCUGAAAAUGAAUGUCAUUAAGUGG
Messenger RNA from Phalaenopsis equestris, 911 nucleotides. Its product is annotated as pleckstrin homology domain-containing protein 1-like. The coding region runs from base 167 to 622 and encodes 151 amino acids. The record is from RefSeq and is a predicted model, not a curated record. NCBI's taxonomy places the organism in Eukaryota, Viridiplantae, Streptophyta, Magnoliopsida, Asparagales, Orchidaceae. The transcript is spliced from 2 exons.